UCGGUCUCCAAGCUCAAGAACUCAAGAAGACAAAAACGUGCAAAAAGAAUGUAAAUUUUUAAAAUGGUGUUUAGUUCAGGAGCAAAAAAAGAAGUAGAACAGUUACCUGAAGCUGUUCAAGCACGGAUUAAAAGUACUGUGAGAUAUGCAAAGAUCUGGUAAGCAUAGUUUUUAGAAUACUUUGAUGAAGUCAUGUGCUCAAUUUAACACUGAAUGACAGUAUUAAGCUUCGGAUACACAAGCAAUAUUGUUGCUGCGAUGGUUACGCAAUGGGUGAUAACAGCAUUGCGUUGCUGUCGCACAAGGUGGCUACACCUGCAAUAUUUCACCUGCAAUAUAUGUCUUCAUAACGCUUUUCAUUGGCUGGUCAAGAAACGUGUCAUUCAUCAACCUUGACCUUCCUUGACCACACCUCCCAAUUUUCGGCAAUCAUUGCUGAAAAUCAAAUGAUUUGAAAUUUCGGUAACGAUUGCGAGCAGCUUUGUGUUGCCGUCACAGAGCAUGAUACACAAGCAAUUUCUUUCUCACAACGACAAUGCAAUGAUUUUACCACCAUUGCAUUGCCAUUGCCAGAAAAGUAUUGCCUGUGUAUCCGUAGCUUUAUGACACCAGCACACUGCAUGUCAGUUUGACAGUUUCUAGACUUAUUCUAGUUCCUAGUCCGACAGAGAUUAAUUAAACUUUCAUGAUCAUAGCAGCUUAAAAUAUAUGUAAUGCAAAUAUUGUAAUACUCAAGCAAACCAACAAUUGAGUUUUGGGUAUUUUUCUGUGAAUGGAUUUGAUUGGUUCAUUUAAACAGGCAGCGGCUAUAUCACACAAAAUUGGAACCUUACCCACACCACAGUCUGGAAAUUGGCAACGUGCAACCGAGGUCCCAAUGUAUUUACUAUUAAAUUUUUGUAAUCUCGGAUGCGCAAUUUCCAAACUUUCCAGUCUGACCCGCAACUAACCCCUUCUCUGACCCCUUCUCUGACCCUCGCACCUAAAACCCUAAUUGAUCAGGCCACCUGCUCACACAAGUGCCUUAAAGAUGCUAUACAGUCCGAUCUCAUCUGUGCAUGUGCACAAAGGAGCCCUCUUUUUAUUAUACAAACAGUUUAUUUAGGUUUUUAUUUCAUUUUAUGUUCUUGCAAAACUUGAUUGUCAUGUCUUGAUAAUUUAUUAUUAUACUCUAGAAUCAUGAAAAUAUAAAUAGUUGUUGAAUAAAAUUCUAUAUUUUGGAUGCUGAAAUAUAAACAAAGCCUUUGUUUGCAUGUACGGACUGUACCGCAUCUUUAUAACCAUUCAACUACCGAGGAUUUGCCCGAUAAUGAGAUUUACUUGAUGUCUUCUUGCAAGCUGACUGAACGAAGAAAUCUACCAAUCAAAUUAUUUCACAGACAAAUAGCCAGAGCUCGUUAAUUGGUUUCCAACUAAUUGGUUUCCAACAUAAUCAUGUCCUGCUCUUUUUCCACUUUCUUUUUAUUAUUUAAUUAACCAGGACUGGUCUAGUUAUUGUUGCAACUGGAGUGUUGAUUGCAAGCAAGCCUUAUCUAGAUAAAUUACGGAGUCAAGAUGAGCAAAAUAAUGUACAGAUUGCCAAACCUCGUGUGAAGAUGGACAAUGAAUAGAAUGUUGUGAAAAUGUAAUUGCAUAUACUUUUCUUGUUCUGUUUUUCUGUAGCAAUUACCAAUUUAUCGGCAAAUACCACGAUAAAACUUAGUUUUCUCUAUUUUUAAAUAUGAUGUUUUGUAGCAAAGGGAAAUAAUACAUUUUUCAUUAGUUUCAUUGCAUAAAGGUACAAAAUUUAAAUUUUAUUGCAGUAUUUGCCGAUAAAUCGGUAAUUGCUACAGAAAAACAGAACAAAUGACAGUAAAUCACAACAAACUACAGUCUAAGCAGAAGUAGGCCUUAAUUGUCCUGAUGGAAACAAGAAUUUAGUUGGAUAGAUUGCACUGACAGAUGAUUCUGAAAAAUCUGGUAAUUCUCUCCCCCACCCACUACUGUCAACAGGAAUUUUGGGAAAUAUGAAACAGGAAAAAAGUUGGUUGGGCAAUAUUAAUUAGCCAUUCUGAAGUUGAUGAGAGGUCUGGGGAUGAGUGUUAAAAAGUGCCCAAAUUAAGAAAUGAACCAAAACACUAAAAAGACCACCUCAAAAUUAGUGAGUAUACCAAGUUUGAAGACGUUUACAUGAAUACCCUUCGAAUAAUAAGCUUUUGAAAAUUGCAAUAUUGUCCAAAAAAAAAUUCCAGUUAAAAAAAUUUUUUGAAACGAGGUUCCGGUUUGUCGGAAAAGUUCUGCCCUUGGCCCCCCCCCCCCAAAAAAACAUGGAUCCCACGGCGCCACUGUCCCUCCUCCACCAUUCUCCCCCUCCAAAAGCCGAAAACCCCUGACCCAGGGUACUUAUGCCCCUUCUGUGCACCUCUGCGAUUUUCUUCUCCUGAUGUAUGUGAACGAGUGGAUCAGUUAGGAAUGUUUAGAUGGGGGUAUACUCAGAGUCGGAGUAUUCAUAACUUAUUUACUCAUUCACGUCUAUUAGAAGAAGAGAAUUGCAAUAGGGUUGAUAAAAGAGUAGAUUUCAGACCUGGAGGAAUAAAAUCUGUUUACUUUGGUGGAAAAUUUUAGUAAUGAAAGAUUUAUCAUUUUUUUUAAUUGUAGAUUAGUUUGAACAGCCUGAAAAUGAGAGGACAGGAAGAAACAAAGAUUGUAAACAAACAAUAGGAAAACGAAGAUAGGUCAAUAAGAUAUUUAUAAUAUAUCCUUUUACUUCUAGUAAUGUUAUUUUAAGUUCUUUGUAUGUUUGCAUGGCGAUAAAACAUAUAAUAGUUUUGUUUGUGGAAACAUCAUGUAAAUUUAUUACUGCAUAAUAAAUAAAUAAUUUAUUAGAUAAAUAAUUAAUUAUUAAAUAAAUAAUUUAUUUAUUUAAUAAUAAUUUAUUACUGCAGUAAUAAAUUUACGUGGUGUUUCCACAAACAAAACUAUUAAAUGUUACUUUUGUUUUCAUUUCAUCACAUGUUAAUUGUUUGGGUCAGGUUUUAAAACAUCGUUUACAUGUCCGAUGACUUUGAGUUUGGGUUGGACAUAUGUAUGUCAGUAUGACGAUGUCCGAUGACCUUCAGUGUAGUGUAGCUCGGAAAUAAGUCUGAAUUAUGCAAAUUAAUAUUAGCACAAUGUAUUAAUGUUGUGAAGAGAUAAGUUGUGUCAUUCUUACUUAUUUCCAAGCCAAAAUUAACCAGCCUACGGUGUAGACCCCAGCAGAAACAAAAUUAACUUGCUUGCCAAUAACAGCAGUAAGACAUAGUCAUAGACAACGUAAGUCUGUUUUCCACGUCACCAUUUUGCUCGCCGCCCUGCCCUCGAUUACAUUAAGGUAACAUGUCCAGUUCACUUUUUAUACAUCACUCUGAUUCUCCAUUUAACAUACGAAAAUCUAAGUAACACUUUAUCAAGAUGAAAUAUUUAUAUCCUAUAAAGUAUAAGGCUAUAUAUGCAAUACUGAUUAAACAUUUUUCGGUCGAAAUAUUCGACUUGAAUUAUUCAUGAUUUUUUUUAGAUAUCUUUUUUAAGAUUAUG
This is a messenger RNA of Paramuricea clavata, 3552 nucleotides long. The record is from the annotation of a GenBank genome assembly. NCBI's taxonomy places the organism in Eukaryota, Metazoa, Cnidaria, Anthozoa, Malacalcyonacea, Plexauridae.